AUGCUUAUGUCUGAUGAACAGUACUACCGGUGUCAUGUCGACUUGGAUCUGUCAAGGGUGUCCUGCGUGAGGUCUGGGGGACGCCUAGGACCUCGUUUAUUGCAGCUCUCUGCACUAAAGGGGACGUCCCACCCAAAACAGCGAAGAAGGCAAAGGCUUCAAGGUGUCCUGCGUGAGGUCUGGGGGACGCCUAGGACCUCGUUUAUUGCAGCUCUCUGCACUAAAGGGGACGUCCCACCCAAAACAGCGAAGAAGGCAAAGGCUUCAACCGAUGAGAGAGCCUCUCUUCUAGCCUACAAGCCUGCAGUUGCCUUCCCUUCUAAGCUGUCUGCCACAGGAUUUCUUCCCAAAGAUGUAGCUUUAGGUGAGUCUGAAGCCGUGGAGGCUGUUUCCACAGCCGCUGCAAGUGAGACGACAGCUGGAGGUCCAGUUGUUGAUACAGCAGCAGCUGAAGAGGCAAAGAUCACUGAAGUCCCACCUACUAAUGAAGUCACUACAAAAAACGAAGGAAGUAAGCCCUCAGAUGUUGAGUCAGAAGCACAGAAAGAUCAAGACGACAGCUCUUCUUCAUCCUCAUCCUCAUCGUCCAGUGAUUCUGAUUCAGAUUCUGACUCUGAUGAUGAGAAGCCAAAGACACCAGAAACACUACAGUCUGGAGAGAAAGCAGCAGAGGAGAAGAAAGCUCCUGCUCUGACGACUGAACAAGUAGAUAAGAAAGCAAAGCCUGAAUCUGCCUCAUAUGGACAAGCUCAAGAAAGUGCAAAACCAGAAGAGAUUCCUGCACCAAGUGCUAAAUCAAAUGGAUCAGAUGAGACCCUGAUUGAUCCUGCCCCUAUAGUAUCAUCCUCCACAACUGAAUCCAAUCUAGAGAUGAUCAGUGAAUGCAUUAAGUCUGACACUGCUGACAAGACACUAGGCACUGCAACAGAAGUUAAAACAGCUCUCGUGGAGGAGAUUGCUGUUGAAAAAGAACCAGAAAUCAAAGCUGAAGAUGCUGUCAAAGUUGCUCCAGAAGUUGCUCCAGAAGUUGCUCCAGAAGUUGCUCCAGAAGUUGCUCCAGAAGUUGCUCCAGAAGUUGCUCCAGAAGUUGCUCCAGAAGUUGCUCCAGACGUUGCUCCAGACGUUGCUCCAGACGUUGCUCCAGACGUUGCUCCAGACGUUGCUCCAGAAGUCCCUACAGAAGCCUGUCCUGAAGAAAUAGUCGAACCCCCUGUUGAAGCUAGUCCUGGAGUAGCUCCCGAGGCUUCUGGAGAUGUUGCAGCUGAACCUGAAGAUGCGUUAUCCAGAGCUGAGGCUUCAGAAGAGCUGCUAGACCCUGCCCCUGUGUCUGCUGAUGCUGUGGAGGCUCGGGCUGAGACGGACGGUGUGGAGACACCUGAGGAACAAGCCCCAGAGAAAGCCCCGGAGCCGGAGCCCUUUGACAACACCACAUACAAGAACCUGCAGCACCACAACUACAACAUGUACACCUUCGCUGAUAUGGAUCUAGAGAUGUCUAAAUACCGUCUGCCCCAGCCGUCCUCAGGCAGACGCUGAGCCUGUGUUAUUGCUACCUUUGUCCACAACCCUGCUUUUUCCACAUGUUCAUUGUUCCUUGGAUGAUUUAAGCUUUAUGCUACAAUUAUGGGAUUAAAAUGAUCUAACCUCA
This is a messenger RNA of Puntigrus tetrazona (Sumatra barb), 1648 nucleotides long. RefSeq names its product NADH:ubiquinone oxidoreductase subunit V3 (gene ndufv3). Bases 1 to 1536 code for a protein of 511 amino acids. The record is from RefSeq and is a predicted model, not a curated record. The transcript is spliced from 6 exons. NCBI's taxonomy places the organism in Eukaryota, Metazoa, Chordata, Actinopteri, Cypriniformes, Cyprinidae. Gene Ontology annotation, biological process: mitochondrial ATP synthesis coupled electron transport. Gene Ontology annotation, cellular component: mitochondrion.